AUGACAGCAGCUGUUGCAUCCGCACAGGCAUCACCAUCAACUGGAACUAAGAAAAACAGUCUUUUAGAUUCUCCAGAAAACCUCAAGGAGGCCAUAGAUUGGAUAUUGAGAGUGACCAAUAAGGAUGGACGGAAUGAUGGUACAAAGGAUUUGGCCGAGGCGCUGAAGCAACUGCUUACGGAAGUGCCGGGACAACUUAGCAAAGAUCCUAAGAAGUCCAGUUACAACAUACGAGAUGUUUUAACCGCAGUGAUACAGGCGUUGGGAAGAGGUGGUAUCAGUAGCUAUGGAGGUAGUAGCGCUAGCAGGUUGAUUGAUCAAUUGUCUGACUCUCUAGCCGCUUUCAUUGGUUACAAGAAUGAGAGUGGGAAUGGUUGGAGGUUAGGUGAAAAUGGUAUCGCGUGUACUCAGACUUGUGUAGAAAACACCAAAAAGGCGGCGGAUGAGGCGGUAGAGAAGGCAAAGAUCUAUUCUGCCAAAAAAAAACCCAAACCUGCCCAAAUCAGUAAAUUUGAGGAAUAUAAAGACUGUCUAUGUCCCACUAUCGUCCAAUGUAAGGGUGUCUUGCCCCUUUUCUACCGUUAUGGAUUCACAUAUUAUAGUCCCGUCUCUUUGAAUGGCAAACAUGUGAGUGAUAAUACGGAUGACCUCAAAACAUUGAAAAGGAAAUGCUUGGUAUUCUCCUACCAGCUCCAAGAAGUCAUCAAUGACGGUCUAUUCGAUGAACUCCUCCAAACCAUAAAUAUCUUCAUCUACCACAUACGUGAACCAUUCCUUUUCUACCUCCUAACAUUCUGGCUAGUGGUAAUAGCCUAUCUGACAUAUGGGCUACUACUGCCACUGGACCUACUACACAUUCGGUCACAUUGGAAACUGGAGUACACUUACCGGGUGCUACCAAUCAGUCUAUUCACGAAUAAGGCAUUGGCACCCAGUAAGAUGUGGUAUUUUAAACCAUAA
Molecule: messenger RNA, 960 nt
Organism: Babesia sp. Xinjiang
Lineage: Eukaryota; Apicomplexa; Aconoidasida; Piroplasmida; Babesiidae
Exons: 2
Coding region: 1-960 (319 amino acids)
Source: RefSeq, a predicted model, not a curated record